AUGGCUGCUGAUAUGUUGUGUCUUGAACUCCUCUCUUCUUUCACACCCCAUUCUCUCAAAUAUGUGGUUACGUAUCUACCCCCAGAUUCUGCUAAGACUGAUGAUGAUACCGUGUUUGAUGCAAUUUUUGAAAUCUGCCUUUCGUCUCCUAAAAUCAUAAUUGUGGAUGACUUUAAUGUUGACAUGAAUAAACAUAGUAAUUCCAUCACUGAAUGCUUCAAAACGUUAUUGGAAAGUUGUGAUCUAGCUCAAAACAUUCAUGCUGCCACUCAUUUACGUUCCAUUCUCGACCUCGUUCAUUUUUCCGGAUCUAGUAUCAGUGAUAUCGAAAUUCUGCCUCCCUUUGCCAAUUCCGAUCAUAAUGUUGUUUCUUUCAAGUUCGACUUUAAUCCCGACAAACCCCUCUAUCUGCCCUUGCCAGAUUUCAGUCGUAUAAACUAUUCCGAGUUGUGCAAAUUUCUCGCUCGUGUGGACUGGCUGGAAGUUUUCGAUAACAAUCAGUCGGUUGCAGAAAUGUAUCGCCGUUUCUGCCUAGUGAUGUACGAUAGUUUAGCCAAGUUUGUCCCGCUGAAGUUUAACAUGAAUUGUGUACUUACUUAUCCCUUGCAAUCUAAUCAAUCAAAAAAAUCGACUCUUCUACCAACUUGA
Messenger RNA from Necator americanus (New World hookworm), 648 nucleotides. RefSeq lists its product as uncharacterized. Bases 1 to 648 code for a protein of 215 amino acids. Gene Ontology annotation, biological process: cell adhesion involved in heart morphogenesis; larval heart development. The transcript has a single exon. Lineage: Eukaryota; Metazoa; Nematoda; Chromadorea; Rhabditida; Ancylostomatidae. The record is from RefSeq and is a predicted model, not a curated record. Gene Ontology annotation, cellular component: extracellular matrix.